UGAUUUUAAGCUAAAUAGGCCAAAUCGCAAAAGUCAAACUUUUCACCUGUAGGCACCGAACUCCACAUGAAUUAAAAACCAAGGAAGCAUCUCCCAGUCUCUUCGUGCUGUGCCAAUCCAUCAUGUCUUUUCUCUGUAUUCUGAUCAUUGCAUCUACGCUCGUUAUAUACCAUGCCACAGAACGGUACGCUAUGGCGACUCCAACUCGGACCGGAUCGGAGCAGCUGAGUUCACUGACUCGGGAAUUGUUAAACUCAGCGAGCGAACCGGAGUUCUUCGAGUGGUUGAAGAGGAUUAGGAGGCGAAUACACGAGUACCCAGAGCUAGCUUUCGAAGAGGUAAAGACGAGUGAAUUGGUAAGAUCGGAGCUUGACUCACUUGGAAUUGAGUACAGGUGGCCGGUGGCCAAGACUGGCAUCGUGGCGUCGAUUGGGUCAGGGUUGGAGCCGUGGUUCGGUCUAAGAGCUGACAUGGAUGCUCUUCCUAUUCAGGAAUUGGUGGAGUGGGAGCAUAAAAGCAAGCACAAGGGUAAGAUGCAUGCUUGUGGCCACGAUGUUCAUACCACAAUGCUACUUGGAGCAGCUAAAUUACUUCAGUACAGGAGACACAAAUUAAAGGGGACAGUUAAGCUUGUCUUCCAACCUGCAGAAGAGGGCUAUGGCGGAGCAUACCACAUGUUAAAAGAGGGUGGUUUUGACAAGUUUCAGGGCAUUUUUGGGUUACAUAUAUCACCGGAAAUGCCCACGGGAGAAAUCGGUUCAAGAACAGGCCCUAUUCUUGCUGCUUCUGGGAGGUUUAUAGCCGUUAUUAAAGGAAAAGGUGGACAUGCUGCAGGGCCUCAACAUACUAGAGACCCAGUUGUUGCUACAUCUUCUGCCAUCCUUGCUCUUCAACAGAUAAUUUCUCGAGAGACGGAUCCUCUUGUUGCCAGGGUCAUCUCUUUGGGGUUCAUUGAGGCCGGUGAAGCGCUAAAUGUAAUCCCACAGAUUGUCAGAUUUGGAGGCUCUUUUCGGAGCAUGACUACGGAAGGUUUCAUUGACCUUCAGCAAAGAAUCAAAGAGAUAAUAGAAGCUCAAGCAGCAGUUCAUCGAUGCGAUGCUACAAUAGAUUUCCUGGAAGAAAAAAUGAGGCCGUAUCCAGCACUUGUUAAUGAUGAAGUAUUGUAUGAACAUGCAAAGAGGGUUGGGGAGUCUUUGCUUGGAGAAUCAAAUGUGCAUUUAGUUCCAAUGGCAAUGGCAGCAGAAGAUUUCAGCUUCUAUUCAGAGAAGAUGGCAGCUGCAUUUUUCGGUAUUGGAACAAAGAAUGAAAUGAUCGAAGGGGUUAACCGAUUGCAUUCACCCUACUUGGUUAUUGAUGAAGAUGUUCUUCCCAUUGGAGCAGCUCUCCAUGCUGCGGUAGCCAUCUCUUACUUGGAUAACAAUGCUGUUGAAACACAAUAGGAAUCUUCAUCAGUAUCCACAGAUUCAAUCAUUUAUCCUGUUGAAACACAGUAGGAAUCUUCAUCAGUAUCCACAGAUUCAAUCAUUCUGAAGAAAGUCAUUGGGAAAAGGCACAGAGGAAGCGCCUCAAAUGAUAAGACAGCUGUUGAUUUUGUUCUAUAAGCUAAAUGCAGCUUGCAAUUGAAUCUUUCUCAUUUAAGAGAGGUUUGCAUGAUACAUUAUCCUACACCAUGCAUUUUCCAAACAGACUCAAAUAUGUCAUAAUUCCAUAAACCAUUUCCUGAUCAAAUAAUAUAUGCAUCAGCCCCAAAAUUACAAGCC
Messenger RNA from Mangifera indica (mango), 1760 nucleotides. Its product is annotated as IAA-amino acid hydrolase ILR1-like 3. NCBI's taxonomy places the organism in Eukaryota, Viridiplantae, Streptophyta, Magnoliopsida, Sapindales, Anacardiaceae. The transcript has 5 exons. Gene Ontology annotation, cellular component: endoplasmic reticulum. The record is from RefSeq and is a predicted model, not a curated record. Gene Ontology annotation, biological process: auxin metabolic process. The coding region runs from base 123 to 1439 and encodes 438 amino acids. Gene Ontology annotation, molecular function: IAA-Ala conjugate hydrolase activity.